This is a messenger RNA of Bufo gargarizans (Asiatic toad), 2826 nucleotides long. It is a transcript of the gene THNSL1, whose product is annotated as threonine synthase like 1. Gene Ontology annotation, molecular function: pyridoxal phosphate binding. Bases 116 to 2302 code for a protein of 728 amino acids. The transcript is spliced from 2 exons. Gene Ontology annotation, biological process: amino acid metabolic process. The record is from RefSeq and is a predicted model, not a curated record. Gene Ontology annotation, cellular component: cytoplasm. NCBI's taxonomy places the organism in Eukaryota, Metazoa, Chordata, Amphibia, Anura, Bufonidae.
GCAAGGAGGAGGGAGGAGCGGAGACCUGCCUUGUGCUGCUGACAGUGCAGAUGUAAACAGCCUCAGGUCCGCAGUGAGCCAUACCAAUGAAUGUGGUAAUAAUAGAAGUUUAAAAAUGGCGAGUCUCUGCAGUCUGCAUUCCUUAAAUAAGAUGUCUAGGUUUCUGUUUUCGAGAUCCUUGACACAUUCCAAGCUAAGGAAACUAUGGCUCUCCUCUCUAAGUUCUCUGGUCGGAGAAAAGAAUUUAAUCCUGAUGGGGCCUCCAGGAUCUGGAAAGACCUCUGUUGGUAGAGUACUUGGCCAAAAACUUAGUUGCCCCGUUAUAGACGUGGAUGACGACGUCCUUGAAAAAACCUGGAAUAUGAGCGUCUCCAGUAAAUUGCAGGAUGUUGGUGAUGAGCAAUUUUUAGAAGAGGAAGGAAAAGCCCUUUUAAAGUUUUCAGCAUCUGGAAGUGUAAUUUCCCUUACGGGAUCCAACCCUCUUCACCCUAGCAGCAUGGAACACACGAAGAAAAAUGGAAUAGUUGUUUAUCUUGAUGUCCAUUCACAGGAUAUCAUUGAGAGGCUUGAACGAAUGAAAGUGGACCGCAUUGUUGGCCAAAGGUCCGGCUUUUCAAUGGGCGACAUACUUAAGAUAAGGAAGCCUUUUUAUAAUAAGUGGCAUGAUGUUCGUGUACUUUGUCAGACAGGAGAUUGUGUAGAGGUUGUGGCUGACAAAGUGAUUGAUGCCGUUAAGAGAUAUCUACAAGCAGAUUCUGAAACCUUUGUUUCUACAAGAUCUCAAGAGCCGCACAAAAAACAAUCAAAAUUUUUCAGUGAUGUGGUUAUAGAAGGCUUAGCCAACGAUGGUGGACUUUAUGUUCCUGAAAAUGGCCUUCCCAAGCUCACCGAUGGUGAAUGGAGAAGACUUGUUAAGUCGUCCUAUGUGGAAAGGGCUCAGAUAAUACUGGAAAGGUGUAUACAUCCGACCGAUGUACCGCCUGUAGUUUUAGGUGACAUUCUAGAAAAAGCUUACGGUGACAACUUUUCUUGUCAUAAAAUAGCUCCAAUCAGACACUUGUCGGGUAAUCAGUUCCUUCUUGAAUUAUUUCAUGGACCAACAGCUUCAUUCAAGGACUUGGCCUUACAGUUUAUGCCUCAUAUUUUUGCCUACUGCAUCCCAAAAGUAUGUAACUAUCUAGUCUUAGUAGCAACGUCUGGAGAUACUGGCAGUGCCGUUCUAGAUGGGUUCAGCCGACUGAAUGACCUUGACAAGCGCAGAACUGCCGUGUUUUGUCUUUAUCCAGAAAAUGGAAUAAGCCAAGUGCAAAAAUCACAAAUUAUUGCCUGUCAGGGAGAGAAUGGAUUAGCAGUGGGAGUUGAGUCUGAUUUUGAUUUCUGUCAGAAAGCCAUUAAAGAAAUGUUUACAAAUCCAGAAUUCACUGGUUUUGUUACAGCUGAAUAUGGAACAAGUCUAAGCACUGCUAACUCCAUCAACUGGGCCAGACUCCUUCCUCAGAUUGUGUACCAUGCAUCCGCAUAUCUAGAUCUUGUCGACCAAGGUGUUAUCACCUUUGGCUCCCCAGUCGAUGUUUGUAUUCCUACCGGAAACUUUGGCAACAUCAUGGCCGCACUUUAUGCGAGACAAAUGGGAAUUCCUUUCCGUAAAUUCAUCUGUGCCUCCAAUCAAAAUCGUAUUUUGACCGAUUUUAUAAAAAGUGGACUUUAUGACCUCAGAGGAAGGAAGUUGCUGCAAUCCUUCUCCCCGGCUAUUGAUAUUCUUAAGUCUUCCAAUUUAGAACGCUAUUUGCAUUUGCUAGCAAACCAAGAUGGAGGCCUUGUCAAAAAACUCUAUAGUCAGCUGGACAGUCAAGGCUAUUUUCAGUUACCAGAAAAUAUAUUCCAGCUUUUACAGCAGGACCUUAUCGGUGACUGGUGCUCUGAGUCUGACUGCGUUUCGGCAAUCCGUGCUGUCCAUAGUGCAACAGGAUACAUCCUGGACACGCACACAGCUGUUGCCAAAGUAGUUGCAGACAGGGUGCAGGACCGUACUUGUCCAGUUAUAAUAUCAUGCACAGCUCAUUACUCCAAGUUUGCACCUGUUAUUUUACAAGCUUUAAACAUUGAAGAAAUUAAGCAAAAUCCAUUAACUCAGCUCCACGUGUUAAAUUCCUUCCACCCCUUGCCUCCGGCUCACAAGUCCCUGAUAGGGAUGCUUAAAGACGGAGACAGUCACAAAAGCCAUACAUGCCAGGCAGACUCCAGCCACGUUAUGAGCUGUGUAGAAAACUACCUACAAAGUCUAUUUUUGAAAGUUCACUAAGGGCCAUGGCGGUAAUGAUCUUUCCUAUGAAGCCUUCUCCUGGAAAAGCCAGACGUUUGAUAAGGAUAAAAAAAAAAACACAAUAGCAAAAUAACUUCCGCCAAAACUGAUUAGGAAAAUGAGCAAAACAUAGUAAAGUUGCAGGAAAGCUAUUUCAGUGCCAGUUUUGCAAAAGGAAAGACCUUGGCUGAAACAAUCUAUAAUUAGCCGGAAGAAUGGACUUUCUUCUGCCAGGAAUGUACUGUGAGCUGUAGUAAAACAUGACACCAAAAACCCGGUAACUGCUGUGGAAGUGAAUGGACUGUGGUUGAUGGCAACCUAUGGAGCCAAGUGCAUUGUGAUACCAAACCUGCAGAGUGUUCAUAUAUUGUGGAACUACUUUAAAAGAUUUUAGUAAUGACAUUCCAGCCUGCCACCUUUGGGUCUUUCUUAAGCAAUCAUUGCUUAAGGAAGGGCCGAAGAUGGUGGACUGAAAUGUCACUGAUGAACGUAUGGGCGAAUAAAUGAGCUUUGUUUUUACCUGA